UUGCUGACCCAUUCCCAUCUAAAGCCAGGCUCGCAGGCUGAGUUACUGUCCUACACAAAGACCCUCAGCAUGUACCGAGACAAUGCAAAGCGUACCAAUAAUCCAGAUGUCCAGUGUGAUUUUGCAACCUUUCUUGUCGAGGCUGCGCAGCGACUACAGAAAGAGGAUCUCGAGGCUGCCCCAGACUCUCGGCACGCAUAUCUGCAAGAGGCCGAAAAGACUCUGAGGCCAAUUGCCAUGCGCGGUCAUUCUGAAGCGCAGUAUUAUCUAGGUAACAUGUACGCAUCGGGCAUGCUUGACAAAAACAACAAGUCAGACUUUUCAAAGGCGUUUCCUUUAUUUGUACAAGCUGCUAAGCAUCACCACGCAGAUGCCGCGUAUCGAUCGGCAAAGUGUUAUGAAGAUGGACUUGGUUGUCGAAAAGACAAGGCAAAGGCUGUACAAUUUUACAGGAGAGCGGCUUCACUCAACCAUCCUGGUGCAAUGUACAGACUUGGACUUGCCGAUUUACAUGGGAACCUGGGAAUGACCCGCAAUGUCCGAGAUGCACACAAGUGGCUCAAAAGAUCUGCAGAGGGUGCAACUGUAGAAUACCCGCACGCGCUGCACGAAUUAGGGCUCUUGCACGAGCGCGGUAUCCCGUCCUUCAUCUUUGCGGACCAUUCGUAUUCCGUCCAGCUCUACAAACAAGCUGCCAAUCUACACUACCCCCCAAGCGCAUUUCGACUCGGCGAAUGUUACGAAUUUGGGCUGUUGGGCUGCCAGCCAAACGCUCGCUUUUCGGUAUCAUACUACAGCGACGCCGCCGAACAAGGACACGCCGAGGCCUGCCUGGCAAUGUCUGCCUGGUACAUGGUCGGCGUACCUGAGAUUAUCGACAUUUCAGAAGAAUCGGCUUAUGAUUGGGCGCUCCAGGCAGCUGAAAAACAACUCCCAAAGGCUGAAUAUGCAGUUGGUUACUUUUGCCUGGCUGGAAUCGGAAGACCUCCAGAUAGAGACGAAGCCAAGAUGUGGUACACACGAGCAGCAAACCACGGUAACGAGCAAGCCUUGAAAAGCCUUCAA
Molecule: messenger RNA, 1065 nt
Organism: Phycomyces blakesleeanus NRRL 1555(-)
Lineage: Eukaryota; Fungi; Mucoromycota; Mucoromycetes; Mucorales; Phycomycetaceae
Exons: 3
Molecular function (GO): protein binding
Source: RefSeq, a predicted model, not a curated record